This is a messenger RNA of Megalobrama amblycephala (Wuchang bream), 733 nucleotides long. It is a transcript of the gene rbp4, whose product is annotated as retinol binding protein 4, plasma. Gene Ontology annotation, molecular function: retinol transmembrane transporter activity; retinol binding. NCBI's taxonomy places the organism in Eukaryota, Metazoa, Chordata, Actinopteri, Cypriniformes, Xenocyprididae. The coding region runs from base 40 to 618 and encodes 192 amino acids. Gene Ontology annotation, biological process: retinol transport. The record is from RefSeq and is a predicted model, not a curated record. The transcript is spliced from 6 exons.
AAUAGGAAUUUCAGAUACAAGCUCGAGCACAGAAGCACCAUGCUCAGGUUCUGCAUAGCUCUCUGCGUCCUGGCCACGUGCUGGGCACAGGACUGUCUGGUGAGCAACAUCACCGUCAAACAGGAAUUUGACAAGAUGAGGUAUCAAGGAACAUGGUAUGCCGUGGCCAAGAAAGACCCUGUUGGUCUUUUCCUUCUUGAUAAUAUUGUUGCCCAUUACAAAGUGGAGGAAGAUGGAACCAUGACAGCCACCGCUGUUGGCAGGGUCAUCAUUCUCAACAACUGGGAGAUGUGCGCCAACAUGUUUGGCACGUUUGAAGAUACAGAAGACCCCGCCAGGUUCAAGUUGAAAUACUGGGGAGCUGCUUCAUAUCUCCAGACUGGAUAUGAUGACCACUGGGUCAUUGACACCGACUACGAUAACUACGCCAUCCACUACUCCUGCAGAGAGCUUGAUGAGAACGGAACCUGCUUGGACGGUUAUUCCUUCAUAUUCUCCAGACACCCUGAAGGCCUCAGGCCUGAAGACCAGAAGAUUGUGACAGAGAAGAAACAGGAGAUCUGCUUCCUGGGCAAAUACAGACGUGUCGCACACACUGGUUUCUGUGACACUGCCUAAAUGACCACUGCACGAAAGAGCUUCUGAGGAUGUAAUCUGUCAAGUUUUAUAUUUCUAGCUGAUAUGUAAAUACCAAAAAUAAGCAUAUUACUUAAUAAAAGAGAAUGCAUAAAAA